Molecule: messenger RNA, 2283 nt
Organism: Spathaspora passalidarum NRRL Y-27907
Lineage: Eukaryota; Fungi; Ascomycota; Pichiomycetes; Serinales; Debaryomycetaceae
Product: beta-mannosyltransferase
Exons: 1
Coding region: 340-2283 (647 amino acids)
Molecular function (GO): mannosyltransferase activity
Source: RefSeq, a predicted model, not a curated record
AUGCGCACGGAUAUAGGAUGAUGGGUCAAAUGUGGAGUGCCCAGAUUUAUUUUUGAUGACCCAAGUUUUCACUCCAUAAUCGAUAUAUCUCUUCUAGUAAGUUACUGAUAUGCAUUUAAUAUAUGAUUAUAAUAUUACAAAUAUUAUCUGAACCGAAAUGUGGAUCGAAUAUUAUUACAAAUGUUGAAAAAUAACGUAUUAUCAGACACACUCCUUGAAGUUAAAAAGUUAAAUCAUAACCCAAAAGAAGAAUUUUUGGAGAUUUUAUAGUAUUUCUUAGCAGUCAUCGAUUUUAUUAAUUUAUUUGCCAAUCAAACUUUGAAGUGUAAACGUAACAACAUGGUUCUAGCGGUGAAAACCCCAAUGAUGUUAUCCCAUUAUAGAAGGAAGAAAAUAGCGAAGUUGCUACUCCUGGCAAUUUUAAUCUUCAUACUAUAUAUUAAAUUCUUUACAGUGAUCACAAUUUAUCCCCAACAAUAUUGGUAUUCGUAUUUUUCAAACACUGCACCUAUAAGCUCGUAUAAUACCGUUGAUGAACCUCAGAAACUAAUUUUAUUUCCACGAUAUUUCCCAAGUCAAUUCGAUUCAGAGCUACAAGAGUACUACUCUAAGGUCCUUGGUUUGGCUUUACCACAAACAGAGUACAAAAUACUUCGGUAUGAGAAUAGCUUGCUCCAUGCGCACGAACAAUCCCUAAAAUCUGCAAUAGAAGCCAACUACACAUUACAAGAAACAAACUUAUUUAACUCUUUGCUGCAAAUAAAUGAACCUCAUUGUUCUAGUUUGAAUGAUACCAUCUCAUUUGAAGUUUCUGAACCUUUUAAUUUUGACACAGAUUUAUACAAGAUUGUUAACAAAGUUUUAAACUCGGAACACCUAAAGGAAAAUCGAGGGUUCAACAAUAUACGAAACCAAAUUAAAGCAAAAACUAUAAACAAGCAUUGGUUUAGAUUUGUUGGUAAUUCGGUAUAUUUGGAAGAUUACGGGGUUCAUCUAAUGGUUUCACGAGUGUCUUAUACACCUUCGGGAAGGAAAGAGAGGGCUUUUUUCUCAUUCCUGUAUGCUCAAAUAUUUGAUGAAGCUUGGAAUGAAAUAACUGAUAUCGAAUUAAUUGUACCUACUAACAAUCUCAAUUCUGAUGACACAUCUCAAGCAUAUAUGUCAAUCAAAUAUCCUUCAAUUGUUCCUAUCCCUACAUACAAAUCAAGAACAUUAUAUAAAGGACCAGAAGAUCCAAGGGUCAUAUUGGUAAAAUCACGAAAUGGAUAUAUGGAACCCGUGAUCAUAUUCAAUGCUUAUGGUCAGGUUCUUAACCCAGACACUGAGAAAAUUGAAUAUAAGUUAAAACGUUAUAUGUUCUUAUCUUGGCUUUGGCAAACUCAACAAGGUAAACUAAUACCUAGCGAAUCUCGAGAUUCAGCAAAAUUAGUUUAUUGUAAAACUGUUUCUUUAAAGCACCUCGAGAAAUUUGCAAUGGAAAAGAACUGGACGCCUAUGCUCAGUUUUAUUGAACGUCAAGAAGCAGGACAUGAUAUCAAUAUUUACAUCGUCUACAGAUGGUCUAAACUUGAAAUAUUGAAAUGUUCUCUUGAAGAUAUCCAAGAUGGUAACAUCCAAUGUAAUUCAGUUUUCCAGGUAGGUAAAACAUCUCCAGUUGGUAGAUUCAGAGGUGGAACCUCCAUGGUUAAUAUAAAUAUGUUAUUAGAUUCGCAGCGAAAGCAAGUUCCUCAAUUAAACUCCAUUAUUGAUCAUAUUCCUAAAGGAAGGGAAAUAUGGUUUGGGUUUGCUCGUGCACAUCUAGAGGAAUGUGGGUGUGGUGAAUCGAUGUAUAGGCCGAAUAUUGUUGUGCUAGUUAAGGACCAGGGAAAGUUUAAGAUUACCCAUGUUUCCCCCUUUGUGUCAUUAAAUAUUCCUAUGCUACCCUGGGAUACUACUAAACCAAACACGUUAUGUUUGGGUAGGAGUGUCGUGAUACCUAAUGGAAUAUCUCAAUGGAUGAUUGCUCAAGAUCAAUAUGGAAAAUUAGACGAUUAUUUAACCUUAGCUAUAUCAAGAGCUGACGUAACUGUUGAUCUUAUUCAUAUUCGUGGUUUGUUUUCUCAGGUGUUAAACUUAGAGCAUAGUGUGUUUAAAGAUUCAAAUAUCAGUAGGAAUAAAGGUAUAGAUAUCGUUGAAUGUGCCUUGGAUGGUUCAAAGGAGUUUUGCAAAGCGUUCGGAGAAGAAAGAGAAAUGAUUGAAAGUUCAAUGUUGAAAGGUGUUGAUACUGAGAUUCUAGAGUUUUAG